Molecule: messenger RNA, 4893 nt
Organism: Wallemia mellicola CBS 633.66
Lineage: Eukaryota; Fungi; Basidiomycota; Wallemiomycetes; Wallemiales; Wallemiaceae
Product: RNB-domain-containing protein
Exons: 4
Coding region: 2021-4816 (931 amino acids)
Biological process (GO): mRNA catabolic process
Cellular component (GO): exosome (RNase complex); P-body
Molecular function (GO): RNA binding; 3'-5'-RNA exonuclease activity
Source: RefSeq, a predicted model, not a curated record
AUACUAUACACAAAAUUAAAAAUACUGAUGCCUGUCAUACUUUGGUGAUAUUGUCGAGCUCGGAGUUAAGGAUAAUGGUGAUUGCGACUGAUGCGACCGACCAAGGAUCGGAAGCGCACUUAGUGGGCGUUUUUGUUUUGACUUCUUUGUACUAGGGCUGGAUGGCAAUGGAAGACUCAUUUGAUUAGGUUUAGGGUGCUUUAAAUCUGGUGCCUUAUUCUGGUUAUUUACGGUUGCGCGAUAAACGUAAAUUACACCAUUAUCACUACCACCAACAACUAACGCCUCAUGGUUUUGACGCAGAAUAGCCGUACACUUUAUAACUUCAGGUGUUUGCCAUAAGUCAUAACCGGAAACGCUAAUAUUGGUAACCUCUUUCUUGUUUAAUGCUGAGUUUAUUGGCCAAACAUAAAUAUGCUUGUCUUCGCUACCAGAGCUUAUCCAACUUCCAUCAUUCGAUGGCGUAAUACUCAUCUGCAUCGAUCUGUUUCUGUUACCUGAUAAUCAUGUAAGUUGAGCUUAAUCAAUUAAAUGAUACCAACCUUUGAACUUUGCAACGACCUUCAUUGAGUCCAAGUCUAUCAUAUAUGCUCUAUUAUCGGCGUUUGUAACCAAAACAUAAUCGCCAGCUUCAUUUGGUACAACCUCAAUACCGACAAUCUUCUUGCUAGAGGCUGUCUUUCUGCUGGCAUGGCAAUCGUUAUGAUGGCUAUUCUGUUGAUGGGAGUGGUGGUACAACUGUAUGGUUUUCUUAUGGUCAAGACCUUUAUUGGUGUAGGUGAAAACAUCAAACUGUCCAGUGAGACCACCGGUCAAGAUAUACUUGCCACUUUUGUUGAAAGCACAUGCCGUAAUAAGUUCUGAUAAUCUUGUCGAGAAAACAGCAACUUUCUUAGGGAUCAGCCAUAAACGUACCGUAGCAUCCAAACUUGCGCUAAGGAAAUAUCUGUCAUCUUUAGGAUGGAACUUUGUUGAAGUAACUAUGUCUGAAUGUCUGAAAGUAGCCAAGGCUGUAUUUCUAUCAGGGUGCCACAAUUUCACUGUCUUAUCAAGACUUGCGGUGAUCAAGAAGUUAUUCUUACUCCAGUCCAAACCACUAACACCUGUUUGGUGAUCACGGAAUUGCUUAACGUUGUAGUCAUCGAAAGAUCUCCCAUCUUUUGUCAGAUUGUGUAUUCUAACAACGCCAUUGAAGUUAGCGGAAGCGAGGUGCUUUCCAUCAUGACUGAACUUUAUGUCAUAAAUUGCAUCCUCAUCAUCGUAGCUAGCUGUACGAUGAUUUUCAGGACUUGAAUUUGGUGACGUCGGUCUUGACGAUGCCUGGAUUUUCGCACGCUGUGCUAAGGAGGAUGGCAAAGCUGAUAAUUUUGCGAGUGGUGGGCAAAGCGUCUGCUGUAUAUAUAAACGCUGGAAUACUUUGUUUGGCUGUCUAUGCGAGUGUAUACGGAUGUAUUGUGGGAUGCCGUCAAACGAAUGUCGUCUAGAACCAACUGAAGGAGGCGUAGUAGAGCCCUUAACCUUAUUCUUAAAUAACUUUCCAAAAAUAUUCUUAUGUUGGCCGUUAGUAUAGCUGUUAGGUAGCGUUAACGACUGUGUCGGAGACAUUGACGAGUCGAAAGGCGGCAUGUCGUCACUGUAAUCUGGAGUAGAGAGCUCUCUGUUAUUCAAAGAGCUGGCUUCAUUUGAGUCUGUGGCUGUAUCGUUUGUGCUUUCAUUGUUCAGUUUGUCAGGGUUAUCGGGAUAUCUAGUGUCGCUAUCGGAUUGACCGUCUCUAGUAUCUUUGUUGAAUUGUUGACUACCGUAACUAAAUAGAUCGUAUAGGUAAUUCAUCACAUUUAAUGUUUUAUUGAUGACUGUUCAAGGAAAAGUUGUCGGUCAUCUCUAGGCCGGUCGACGAGACACUGACUAAUACACCGCCCGCCCGUGAAUAUUUUAAUACAGUCAUUAUUUAGUCCAAUUUUUUUAAUUAGCUAUAAUCAGUCCACUUUCUGACGUACCCGCCUUCUCUCUUGGAAGGAAUAUGAAAUCGAGCGCUCGGAAGCUCUUAAAUAGACCUUAUACGCAACUGGAUAACCUCUCCAAUCGUCAAUCUAGACUCACGAAAUCUGCUUUCGAUUCACAGCGAAAAUCUGCCUUAAAGGUUAUAAAUGCAGCAGUAACUGGUCAUACAUGGGGGUUAAAGAAAUCAAACGGUUUAGAUUAUUCUAAUAACCUCUCUGGCGAUUUCAGCCCUAUAAAAAUCAAUCCUUCCGACAAAGAAAUUUGGUUUGAAAAGCACACCACUCGAGAUGUCCAAUCCGGUGAUUUUCUUUAUAUACCAAAAUUCACUCAAUACGGUGUUGGUCUCGCCACAGACAUCAUAGACGGACGUAAAGUUUGGUGGUGUUUGCUAUCUUCGGGUGCCAUAGUAGCUUAUCCGGAGCAAGCAGUCGUGUAUUCAGCUCCUUUGUUUAAGCAAGGCGAAUUGAAACGCACAGAAUUAUUCAGAGCUGUUGAACAAAUUAAGAAAAAUCCACUCGCUCAACAUCACAUAUACAACCCAGAGAAUGACAGUUAUGCACUCCUUAAAUCUAAGCUCGUCUCAAGGUUCAAAAGAAUGUUAUUUGACGUUGAGUCAACUCUAAGACAGUAUACUCUUGAUUUUAGUAAGGUUUUUGAGAAAAUUAGAGACAAAAGUGACACAAAGUGGAGGGAAUAUGAUAUUAUUACUCUUUUACAACGUGAAUUUAAGAUACAUAAUCCAAGUAGAUUGCAAAUUAUGGCAUUUCACAUGAUGCUCUAUAGAAACACAACAGAGUACAAUAUGAUUGAUAACCAAGCGGCUAUAAAAGAAAUGAGGUUCAGUGUAAGGCCGAAAGUUGAAGUUGAGAUUCUCCGCCUGGUGAAUGAGUGGAUGAACACAAAAGAAGGCCGUGAAAUACUAAUCAGUUUUGUUGAGAAGAGCAGAGGUUUGUUAAAAUUGUCAGACUCAAUCAGUAAAGAAACCGGAGUGAUGCCAAAAGCCAUAACGGAUAUACCCUCUACAUUGAAAUACGAUGAACGAGAGAAUAUAAUUAUUAGACUCAUCACAGAUAGUUGUCAAACGCUCAACACACCCGCUUUCAAUCCUUAUGAGUCAGUGGUAUGUGUACUCCUCAAGAAUUUUGACAAAUACCAUCACGUAAACCAAGAGAAUUGGCGGUCAUUAUCGUUUGAUUUCCUCCAAACUAUUGGCUUGUUCGCGCCCUGGGAAACAAUACACAUGGCGGGUAGCACAUCUGUAGUGCCUCGCGACAACGAUCCAGAUAGCCGCUUCAAAUUACUCGGUGAUAUAGCCAUGAAAGAGCACAAUUCGAAUGGAAGUACGAGCCUUCACGUGAAUGACUUGCUCGAGAAUCAUCGCCGAGAUUUUUCGAAGCUGCCUGUGUACGUUAUAGAUGAUGCUGGUGCAAAUGAGCUCGAUGAUGGUAUGUCAGUUGAGCCUACUGAUAAGGACGGAAACACUUGGGUCCAUGUGCAUAUUGCAGAUCCAACUUCUGUCAUACCAUUUAACCACCCACUGUCAAUAUUAGCUAAGGAACGCCACACUUCGGUAUAUCUCCCCCACAGGACUAUACCGAUGUUGCCAAAAGAAUUCUGUAUGAGCAACUUCUCCCUUGGAAGCAGAUCACCGCAGCAGGCGCUCACUUUCUCUGCUCAAUUGGAUGAUAAGGGUAGAAUAAGAAAUUACGACGUCUCUCCGUCAUUUAUCAACAACAUCAAAAUAAUGCAGUAUAAUGCAGUCGAUGAAGUAUUGGGAGCAGAUGCACUCCAAAAUGAUAACAGAUUACUGGACAAAUCACCUAAUAAGGCAUCAAAUACGAGUAUAUCAACCGAAGAUAUAGAUACACUUGGACGCGUAUCACAGCUCGCCGUUCUUCAUUCCACUCGAAGAGUAGAAAAUGGCAUGUUGUUUUGGCACACUUUCACACCAGAAGCACAGGUUACGCCGCUUCCAUUGCCUACACCACCAUCUGAACUGGCAUUAUGGGAUGGCCGGCCGUCCGUAAAACUGCUAGCUGUACCCAACGUACAGCAAUCUCCAGCAAGAUUUGCAGUGUCACAAUUUAUGAGUAUUGCUUGCGAAGUCACUGCCUUAUGGUGUCGUGACCAUGAUGUACCUGGUAUCUUUCGAGGGGCAGGUCUUCCAGAAGUGAAUGACCCCUCCAGUCUUGAGGAUCUCAUGGGAAAACGCGAUAUUGUCACUGGUGUAGUCAGCUCAGCUGAUGUCGGGAAGAGUAUGGCUUCAUUCUCUGGCAGCACGCUCAGCACGAAACCUAUACCACAUCUGCUAAACGGCUGUCCAGAUGGAUAUGCUCGUGUCACUUCACCUCUUAGACGUUACAACGAUAUGGUUUCUCACUAUCAAAUCAAAAGUGCCAUCUUGAGUAUACGUCAACCAAGGGAUAAGAUCAGUUGGAUGUAUCCAACACAUGACUCACUUGCUCAAUAUCUCAUACGAACGAAGCAGAAUGAUAGCAUUUAUCAGCGUUUAUCCAACAAUGUUAAUGCUUAUUGGGUCGUAAGGGAGUUGAAAAAGCGUUAUGAAAGCAAUCCAAGUCUUUUUAAGGAUCUUAGAUGUACGCUCAUUUCAGCUUGGAAAAACGACGGUGCACUUACAAGAAGCUUCGCUGACUGUGAAAUUGCUCAGCUAGGCGGUAUGAAAGCUCGGAUAUACAAAGAAAAUAGUGUGUCACAAGAAGAAUCCUUCAAAGAUAUAGGCAAUGUCGUAAGUGCCUCAAUCGCUGAUUUCCAAUUAUACGAGAAAUCCCGCAUCAUCGUCAAGAUGGAACUGUAAAAUCAUUUAUUUAUUCAAUUUUCUGCUUUAGAACUCGCAUUUUUCUUCUUGUUCUUUCUCUUUUUAGAUGGACCCUG